Messenger RNA from Gambusia affinis (western mosquitofish), 1124 nucleotides. RefSeq names its product urotensin-2-like. The record is from RefSeq and is a predicted model, not a curated record. NCBI's taxonomy places the organism in Eukaryota, Metazoa, Chordata, Actinopteri, Cyprinodontiformes, Poeciliidae. Bases 510 to 899 code for a protein of 129 amino acids. The transcript is spliced from 5 exons. Gene Ontology annotation, molecular function: hormone activity. Gene Ontology annotation, biological process: blood vessel diameter maintenance; regulation of blood pressure. Gene Ontology annotation, cellular component: extracellular region.
GCUUCCCCCAUCAGAGUUCUGAGGAGCGCUGGUGGAGGUAGGUGCGAGAGAGGCAGCUCUUUGCUAAUUUUUUUUACUUAGGGUAAUAUUUUUCUAGUUCAACAAUUAAUAAAAUACUGAGAGAUCAUUUAAUAUUUAGAAAUAUAAUUUAUAAAAUUUUCUUGUGGUUGGACUGGAAAAAUAUGACCCUAUGAGUGAGAGCAGCGCCAGUUGGUGUUUGUGGCUGACAACCGGUCAUAACGCUAACUGCGUCUUUUGUUUUUUUUCAGCUGUGGACCAGUUGUGUGGAGUCACAUUAUUUCUGUUCAUAACACAUUAGCGAGAGCGGAUGUGACUCUGCAUGUAGCUGACGGCUGUCAGCAAACAAAAGCGUGUGUGCGUGUGCUGUGCCAGUCAGAUGGACCCAGCUGGAAGUAUAUAAAACAGCUGGGGCCACUGCGCAUUCAGAAGUCUUCACCAGGGACCUGUGUGCAAAUCAGAACCACUUCCCACAACAGCUUCAGACAGUAAUGAAGUGCAGCCAUCUCUUCUCCUGGGCCUUUGUGCUUGUGGCCUCUGGCACCCUGCUGGCCCACCCUAUCACAGAAUCGGCUGAGAUGCCCUAUCCAGGACCAGCGUCAGUGGAGGUUCGUGUUAUCGGAACGCUGGAUGACGAGUCUCUUCCUGAGCAAACGUUUAUUCCUCAGGACGGUGCAGCUCUCCGAUAUUCCACUUUAGUAUCUGGGGAAGUUAACAGAGAUGGCGUCAGGACGAUAAAUCUGGUGCCAAGAGGAGUCAGGAGAGAGGUCUUAUUAGAGAAACAAAGUCUUCUGAAACCUUACAGCCGCUUGCUGGGGAUCCGUAAGCAGUUAAGGAAGAGAAAUGGAAAUUCAGAGUGUUUCUGGAAGUACUGCGUCUAAAAAUCGUGGUAGUUGGAUAUCUGCCUUAAUACAGAGGAAAACAUACAGUAUGCUAGAUACACUUUAAAACGGCAGACAAAGCAAACACCACACUCCAUGCAUGCAUACAUUGCAUGUUUCCAAGGCUCAAACCUUUACUUUCAGUUGAUUUACUGUCAGAUUUACUUUUAAACUGUGGAAAGUCAUGUUAAGAUCUUUGUAUGUAUUUAAAAGGAUUUGAGUUGU